AUGUCAACUGCUGGUUUAAUCCCAGGAAAUGCCUAUGGUACCUUGAACGUUCGUUCAUCAUCCAACUGGUCACCAGACUGCUCUGUUGUUUACUCACAAAUCAACUACAAGAAGGGUCAUAUCUCCUCUGCCAGCUCCUCCUCUUCGUGGCACGCUCUCACUGCUGAUGACAAGCAAUGGGUCACUUUGAGUUCACCAGUUCCAGUUGAAUUCUGUCAAAUCCAGACCCAAGGUAAGAUUUUUUCUAAUUCUGAUUUAAUUUUAGUUAAUUUUUUUCUUUUCCAUCAAUGUACGAAUAAAGGAAGAGGAGAUGAUGAUUUAUCACAAUGGGUUACCUCAUACAAGAUUCGUUACACUGAAGAUGGAGUUAACUGGGUUGAUGGUCAAACAUUCCAAGCCAACACUGACCGUCACACCAUCGUUACCAACACUUUGUCUCCACCAAUUGUUGCUCGUUCCAUUGCCAUUCACCCACUUACCUGGCAAGGUUUUGUAACCAUGAGAUUCGAUGCUCUCUACCGUCCAAUCAAGCACACCAUCACCAAGACUGGUCUCGUCAUUGACGAAACACAAAAGUUCAACUCUGGAGAACCAAUUGGUGAGAAAUACUCUGAACAUGUUAUCAAGUUCAACAAACCAUUCCCAAGAGUUCCAGAAGUUGUUUGUGCUUUAACUCAAAUCGAUUGUGCCCAAGACAAGAGCCUUCGUAUCCGUGUCUUUGCCAAGGAUAUCACCAAGGAUGGUUUCACCUUUGUCUUCAUGACCUGGUAUGACACCAAAUUAUAUGGAUUGAGAGGUUCAUACAUUGCCACUUUGGAUCAAUAA
Molecule: messenger RNA, 825 nt
Organism: Heterostelium album PN500
Lineage: Eukaryota; Evosea; Eumycetozoa; Acytosteliales; Acytosteliaceae
Product: discoidin I
Exons: 1
Coding region: 1-825 (274 amino acids)
Biological process (GO): cell-cell adhesion
Cellular component (GO): cell surface; phagocytic vesicle; protein complex involved in cell adhesion
Molecular function (GO): N-acetylgalactosamine binding; polysaccharide binding; oligosaccharide binding
Source: RefSeq, a predicted model, not a curated record